UAUUCCUGUCUGCGGUCGAGUUGAAGUCACCGCUGCUCAGCCCAGCUCAUGCUACUCGGUACUGGCUGGCUCAGUAUGUUUCUUGCUUCGGUCUGCUUCGUGUGUGCCUUUUUGUCCGCUGGCGGUUGAUUAGGAAGAAGUUUAAUAAAUAGCUUUGAAAAGUGAAUUUAGUACCUGGUGUUACAUCGAUUUUAAGGAUGAGAAAUAUUUUGUGAUAGUUGAUAAGCGUUGGAGAAGAUCUAAAGAUUCCUCGCCAAUAAAAGUUCCUUCAAUAAGAAUCUGCGAGCGAGAAUUUCAACAACAACCAUUCCGGCGGACUCUGCCGCUAAAAUAUUCCGUCUGGACAGCGAACAUUAGGUGGAUUACGUAAUUUUCGCAAAAACUGCUUGAAGCUCCUCAAUGAAAUCAUCAUGGAAUUACGGUCGAUAGUAUUUAUAUUCCUGUAUUUAAUGACAAUAGCCACUUUCACACGAUGCGCUCAGAUUCCAUCCAUAAAACGAUCCGCCACGAUAUUCACCAAAGAACCAACCGUGCGGAUACAAUGUCUGUCGGGUUCGAUGCUGAUCACGAUCAAGGAUGCACCCGCCAACCUCAAUGGUCAGUUUAGCGGGAUGGUGUAUCCGAAGGGAUUGGCGAAAAACUCGACCUGCCUCACCGAGUACCGGGACCAGGAGGGAGCAUUGCGGUACAAGCUACCCCUCAAGAGCUGCAACACGAUGCCCAUCGAAACGGAUGAUGGCGGAAUCGAAUUCUUCAACACGAUCGUCCUACAACCGCAUCUGAAGCUGGUCACCGAUUUGGGUCGCGGCUACCAUGUGCGCUGUCGGUACAAGAGCCGAGAGGCAGCUAUGAAACCAACGAAAUCGUACGAUGAUAGCAGACCGAUGGCAUUGACCAGCGCCGAGAGCGGUGUGGACCGGCGUGACCAUGGUCGAUCAUUGGACAAAGACCCGGUGGCGACGGAAGAAGAAACCGAGAUCAAACCGAUGCCCGGAUGUCACAUGAAAAUCUUUACCGGGGAAAAGCUGGCGGAAAACGUCAAGAUUGGAGAUCCGCUCACACUAAUGAUUAACAUCGACAAGCAGGACCUGUAUGGGCUGCACGUCACUGACUGUUUGGUUCGCGAUGGGCUAGGUUGGGGAGAACAGAAGCUGGUAAACGAAGAAGGCUGCCCGCUGGAUAACGAGAUACUGGGACCUUUCGAGUACACUGAAGAUCGGAGUAAGGCCACAGUUACUUUCCCAGCGCAUAAGUUUCCCUACACCACCUCCGUAUACUAUCAAUGUAAUGUAAGACUGUGUGCUUUGAACGAUCCUGAUUGUCACAAGCCUCCAAACUGUGCUACCAACAAAACACAACGUCCGAAGAGACAAGCGGAUGAUGAAGGACUCCCGGCGACCAUCGAAGUUUUCUCCGGGCUUUAUGUCAAUGAGAAUGCUGAAGUUCUCAAUGACGACGCAGAUUCAGUUUCCAAAGAGAAGACUCUGGAUGAUGCUAUUUGCGUAUCUCAGCGAAGCUUUGCCGUUGCCAUAGCCAUAGCCGGUCUCUGUUUGAUGUUGGCCGUUGUCCUAGCAGUGAUGUGCAUCGUGGCGAGGCGAAGUAGCAAAUCCGUCUCCAACUCGGGUAGCUCCAUCUACAGUGGUCCAUAUACAAACACUGCCUUCUCGCACAGUAGCUAAACAAAUCUGCCGUUGGUGUGUGUGUGCGCACGUGUGUUCGCGUCAUAAUUUGUGUGAUUGGAUUUAUGUUUUAAGAUCGGAAAUUUGGGUACUAGAAAGCGUGACUACUGUGAUUCUUCCUGUUUAAACACUAACAACAAUGAUUAAUAAUAAUCGUAAUGAGGGAACGAACGCAAAUUUCAUAGGGUAAAUGUGCCAACUAGUGGAAAUAGAUACUUUUUAAACUAGCACCUUUUAAUUGGUACAUAGCAAACAGCAAGACAUCUACGAGAGUAUUAUGUAUAUCCCAAGUUUGGAGCGAAACUUGUAACCAGCGUUUCAGAAACUUAGAUAUUUCAAUUCACCUUCAGAUAUUACUAGACAAUGUAUUAUUUAAUGUUCUUUACCGAUUGUCUGCUAAUAUCGCAGAGGACAGUCUACCACCAUUAAAAUUCAUUCAAAUCAUGAUCUGGAGAAAUCUAAUUAUAAUUGUAUUUCUCCAUUACAUGUUAUCUGCAUGAAUUCGUGCCUCUGUCUGGUUAGUAUAGCUAUAUUUCUUUAUACAAACUGUCCAUACUUUCGUGCUAAAUCAAUUGUUACUUUUGCACAAGCACUGUCCAAAACUAAGUCAGGUGUUGGGUCUCUUUAAAGUCUAUUCAGGUCUCUUACUUCGUCUAACUUAAGCAAAUUCGAAAGAAUUGUCUGUAUUUUAAACUAGUGUAAGCAACGAACAGUACGCGAAAUAUUAAAUCGUUUGAGUGUUAGAAACUGUGAUACGAUAGAACAUUUCUAGCUUGAAGGGAAAUGUACAAUUAACAAACUUGAAAUCAAUCACAAAUUGGUAGCAAUGUGCUUCUGUAAUCUAGCAGCUCCCGUUAGGAAGUGUUUUCUUGUAUCUCAGUUCAGCAUAAGAGGGUAGGAAUAUUCAAAUCAAUCAACAGUAUAAAAGUAUGCAAUAACUUUGCAAACAAUGACAAACGAAAAAAAAUCAGUCCUAAAUCACACUAUAAUUGAAUAUUGAUCGUGUGCUUGUAUCUACGAACCAUCACAAAACGAACGAAUUUAAUAAAUAUUUGAAAAAAUCGAAAA
Messenger RNA from Topomyia yanbarensis, 2747 nucleotides. RefSeq names its product cuticlin-4 (gene pio). Lineage: Eukaryota; Metazoa; Arthropoda; Insecta; Diptera; Culicidae. The transcript has 8 exons. The record is from RefSeq and is a predicted model, not a curated record. The coding region runs from base 411 to 1679 and encodes 422 amino acids.